AUGAGAGUUCUAUCAGUCCUCUCGGCGGUAGCUGCCGCCUCGGCUUUCGUGAUCCCAGAUCAUGCCACUCUCGAAGCUCUGUCCCUGCAGAACCAGGACGUUGAACAACCGGCAGAACAUCCCUUCUGGGAGACAGCUCGUAAAGCCGAGAACUUUUGGGAUGACCUUGAAGAAGAAUUCACCAAGGCCACCGAUUGUGCCAAGCACAGAUUCACCGAGGUCGCCGAGUCGGCCCACGAGACUGCUGUCAAGUACGGCGAACAGUUUCAAGACGCCUUCGCAGGUGAUGCCUGGUUAGAUACUGCCAAUGAAGAUCUCGAUCUGAUCGAUGAGCCUCCUCACCACGGCCCUCCACACCAUGGCCCGCCGGGCCGCCGUCCUCCUGGCAAGAGGCCACACCAUCCUCCGCAUCACCACCUCCCCAAUGAGACUGUCUACCAGCUGAUCUCCAAGAGCAAGUACACCACCAAAUUGGCUGCCGUCAUUGACGAGUUUCCGGAUCUCGUCGAGCUUCUCAACGGCACCAAGGCCAACUACACCGUCUUCGCGCCCACCGACCGCGCUUUUGAAAAGAUCCCCAAGCACGCUCCGAAGCCACCCAAGGAAUUCUUAAAGAAGCUUCUCACAUACCACAUCUCGCCGGCGUUUUAUCCAGCAGGCCGCGUGUUAGUCAGCCGUACCAUCCCUACAGCUCUUGAAGCCGAGUACAUUGGCAAAGUGCCACAGCGGAUCUCCACCCAGGUCUCACUCCGAGGCCUAACCCUUAACUUCUACUCCCGCGUCGUCGCCAUUGACAUCUUCGGCACCAACGGUGUCAUUCAUGGCCUCGACUCCCUGCUUCUUCCUCCUCCCAAGGUGGUUGAUAUACUUUCUCUCUUACCUGGAGAGUUUAGCACCCUCGACUAUGCUCUAGAGAAGACUGGCCUUUAUUCGCUCUUCAACGACACCUCGAGCCACAACGGAGGCACGCUGUUUGCACCCUCCAACUUUGCCUUCCAGCGUCUCGGACCCAAGAUCAACGCUUUCCUCUUCAGCAGGUAUGGCCAGAAAUUCCUCAAGGCGUUGAUCUUGUACCACGCCGGCGACAAUGUCACCUUGUACUCGGAUGCCAUCUACAAGCUCGAUGCGGACUCGUCUCCCCCACACCACAAAGUGCCCAAGGGACAUAUUCACGUGGACCUCCCCACAGGCCUGAAAGGCAAAAGCUUGAGCAUCGAUAUUGGUCGAUAUGGCCGGUUGAUCACCAUCAAAAUCAAUGGCUUCACCCGAGUUAGCGUGCUUGAUGGUAUCGCCGCCGACGGGGUCAUCCACGUAGUCCCGAACGUGCUCAUCCCGCCCAAGACACCCGGCGGCCCGGGCGUUGCGGAAGAUGACAUGGAUCUGGACGAGUUCAAAGCAAGGUUGGCUCCCUUUGUCGAGGGAGAGGACGACAGCUUCGAGUGGGUUGAGGAAGACCCAGGCGAGCUAUAG
This is a messenger RNA of Capronia epimyces CBS 606.96, 1470 nucleotides long. RefSeq lists its product as uncharacterized. Lineage: Eukaryota; Fungi; Ascomycota; Eurotiomycetes; Chaetothyriales; Herpotrichiellaceae. Bases 1 to 1470 code for a protein of 489 amino acids. The record is from RefSeq and is a predicted model, not a curated record. Gene Ontology annotation, biological process: macroautophagy. The transcript has a single exon. Gene Ontology annotation, cellular component: fungal-type vacuole membrane.